CGCCCCCAAACAGCAGGUUGAAAGGCUAGCAACUGGGCAGGGACAGAGUGGAAGGCUGCGGUCCCUCGAAGUCGCCCGCAAGCCCCUGCUCUGCACUGCGACCCCUGAAGGCAGUGGACCUACGCAGACGUUGUUCAUCUUCCUCUUUCCUUUGACCCGUUGGCGGCUGCAGCUCCGUUUUCCCUCAGGGUCAAGAGAACGGAGGCGCGUUUGUGGAGCCCCGGAGACCGGCGGCGGAUGCGAUGGAGCAGACGCCACGAAGGAGGUCGCGGGGCCACGCGCGCUCGGCGCCUAGGCCAAAUCCUGCGUUGCGCCCGGGUGUUCCCCGCUCCGCAGCCUCCCCGGAGCCGAGGGACGCGCACCUCUGGCUCUUCCCCAGCCCAGCGGACCUCCGCAGCGCGUUUUUCCGGAGAUCCAAGAAGAUGCGCCAGAUCUGCUGUACGCGGGAGCGCCUGGCGGUGCUGACUUGCGGCGAGGCCGGCGUCGAGAUUCACGAGCUGCGGGCGGGGAGCCACGGCGCCCGGAAGCCCAGUGAGUGGGGCGGUCAGCGCCGCUCGGCCUUCCAGCAUCGGGUUGGGGGUGUGCAGGAGUAUAUUAAAUUAGAAGGAAAAAUGAAGAUACAUUCCAUGGACCAAGGAGCAGAGCACAUGCUGAUUCUAUCCUCAGAUGGAAAACCAUUUGAGUACAACUACAGUAUUCAGCAUGCAAGGUUUCAAUGUGUUUUACAAGCAACAAUUAUAAUUCAAAUCGCAUGUGGAGAUUAUCAUUCUCUUGCACUCUCCAAAGGUGGUGAGCUUUUUGCCUGGGGGCAGAACUUACACGGCCAACUCGGUGUUGGAAGAAUAGUUGACUCAACCCCUACACCACAGAUUGUGGCACAUCUCUCAGGAGUCCCCUUGGCUCAGAUAUCUGCAGGAGAAGCACACAGCAUGGCCUUAUCCAUGUCCGGAAAUAUUUACUCCUGGGGAAAAAACGAUUUUGGGCAACUAGGCCUGGGCCACACCAACAAUAAAGAUUGUCCUUCUCUUAUUGAAGAACUAGAUAAUCAGGAUGUUGAAUUUCUCACUUGUGGUGGCUCUCACACUGCUCUGCUCACAAAGGAUGGGCUGGUGUUUACUUUUGGUGCUGGAAAAUAUGGGCAACUUGGCCACAAUUCAGCACAGAAUGAGCCAAGGCCCCGUUUGGUGACUGAGCUCAUUGGGAAUAGAGUGACCCAGAUAGCAUGUGGAAGGUAUCACACACUUGCCUAUGUUUCUGAUUUGGGAAAGGUCUUUUCUUUUGGUUCUGGAAAAGAAGGACAACUGGGAAAUGGUGGAACACAUAAUCAGCUGAUACCUCUUCCUAUGAAAUUGCCAUCAAAAGAAGAACUCAAAUUUGAAAACCACACCUCAGAAAAGAAGUUAAUAAUGAUUGCUGGAGGGAAUCAAAGCAUUUUGCUCUGGAUGGAAAAAGAGAAUUCCUAUGUUAAUCUGAGGAGGAAAAUUCCUACAUUGAAUGAAGGGACCAUAAAGAGAUGGCUUGCUGAUGUGGGGACUAAACAGUGGCAGAGCACAAAAAGGGAAAUCAGAGAAAUAUUUUCAUCUCCUGCUUGUCUGACUGGAAGUUUUUUAAAGAAAAGAAUAGCUGCGGAAACAAUGUCUAUUCCUUUGGACUUAAAUAAAGCAAGAAACACCUUCCAGGAGUUAACCCAGAAGCACUGGAUUGCUAACAUGAUAACCACAUGUCUCCGGGACAACCUGCUCAAAAAUCUCCCACUGCGUUCUCCGCACCAAGAAGCUUUAGAAGUUUUCCUCCUGCUCCCAGAAUGUCCUGUGAUGCAGGAUUCUAACAACUGGGAGAGCCUGGUGGUUCCAUUUGCAGAGAUUGUUUGUAAAAUCAGCGACCAGUCUUCAGGGGUUCUGGAAAAGUAUUGGGCAUCUUUGGAAGAAUCCACUUUUAGUAAACUGGUCCAGAUGCUUAAAACAGCCAUCAUCUCUCAAAUGAAUCAUCGGACUGGAAGUGCUGAGAAUCACUAUCAUAUGAAACCUCUCCUAGAAAUGUUGAAAAAGCUGCACAGGGUAAACCAGGCUACAUGCCAGCUACCUGAAAAUACUUUCAUCAUAAAUGAACUCUCGAAUUGGAUUGAUUUUUCUGCUGAGGUAUACAGAAGAUUCUUUUGGAAAAUGAACUUGGAAACUUCAGUAGACAUCACAUGUUCUGUCAUAAUCAGUCACUUUCCAUUUGUCUUUAAUAGUCUGUCAAAAAUUAAACUAUUUCGUGCUGACUCAGAGUUUAAAAUGAAGGUGAAAGAACAGAGAGCUUUUAUGAGGUUGCCAGAAACUGUAGCACUUGGAGGGUCUUCACAGCCCACCUUCAAUCUAACCGUCAGAAGGAAUCACUUGGUUGAGGAUGUUUUUAAUCAGCUAAAUCAGUCUGAGAAUAAAGACUUCGAGAAGCAGUUAUGGGUUUCAUUUAGUGGAGAAGUUAACUACGGCUUCGGAGGAGUCAGAUCAGAGUUCUUCCACUGUAUAUUUGAAGAGAUGACCCGGCCAGAAUAUGGGAUGUUCAUGUAUCCUGGAGAGGCUCCCUAUAUGUGGUUUCCUGUCAGGCCUAAAUUUGAGGAGAAGAGAUAUUUCUUCUUUGGGAUACUAUGUGGGCUUUCCCUAUACAAUUUCAAUGUUGCCGACAUUCCUUUUCCUCUGGCACUGUUUAAGAAACUUCUGGACCAAACACCAUCAUUGGAAGACUUGAAAGAACUCAGUCCUGUUUUGGGAAAGUGUUUGCAAAUACUUCUAGAUGAUGAAGGUGAUGACUUUGAAGAAGUAUUUUCUAUUUGUUUUAAUGUCCACUGGGACAAAAAUGAUGCAGAAUUAAUUCCUAAUGGAAGUUACAUAAUGGUCGACCAGACUAACAAGAGAGAAUAUGUUUCAAAGUAUGUCGAUUACAUCUUUAACGUCUCUGUAAAGGCAGUUUAUGAAGAAUUUCAGAGAGGAUUUUACAGAGUGUGUGACAAGGAGAUUAUUGAAAUUUUCCAUCCUAAAGAACUAAAGGAUGUGAUUAUUGGAAAUACAGACUAUGACUGGGAAACAUUUGAAAAGAAUGCAUGUUAUGAAGACGACUAUAGUGAUUCACAUCCCACCAUAGUGAUGUUUUGGAAGGCUUUACACAAAUUGACUUUGGAAGAAAAGAAAAAUUUCCUUCUGUUUCUUACAGGAACUGACAGACUACAAAUGAAAGGUUUAAAGAAUAUGAAGAUAACAUUUUGCUGCCCUGAAAAUUUGAACGAAAAAGAUCCCAUAAGAGCACAGACAUGUUUCAGUAUCCUCUACCUCCCUAAAUAUUCAACAAUGGAAAGAGUGGAAGAAGCACUUCAUGUAGCCAUCACCAGCAACAGAGGAUUUGGCUGAUCCUUUAUCACAUUUGUAACUUCUUUCUGUAAAUAUUUUAAAAAUGAAAUUAAGAACUCAAAAAUUAACAUACAAGUCUUGCUCACUGUCAUGGAUUGAAUUGUGUCCCCCAAAAAAAUCUGUGUAUCAGUUUGGCUAGGUCAUG
This is a messenger RNA of Trichechus manatus latirostris (Florida manatee), 3531 nucleotides long. It is a transcript of the gene HERC5, whose product is annotated as HECT and RLD domain containing E3 ubiquitin protein ligase 5. Gene Ontology annotation, biological process: protein polyubiquitination. Gene Ontology annotation, molecular function: ubiquitin protein ligase activity. Bases 243 to 3386 code for a protein of 1047 amino acids. The record is from RefSeq and is a predicted model, not a curated record. NCBI's taxonomy places the organism in Eukaryota, Metazoa, Chordata, Mammalia, Sirenia, Trichechidae. The transcript has 23 exons.